This is a messenger RNA of Owenia fusiformis, 2498 nucleotides long. Lineage: Eukaryota; Metazoa; Annelida; Polychaeta; Sabellida; Oweniidae. The record is from the annotation of a GenBank genome assembly.
GAUUAUUACACAGGAUAUAUUCAAACAAAAGGAUCUUGAAAACAAAGGAGAUAAACUUGAAACUAGGUCAACAGACUUUCUAGACUUCACAUGUAAAUUUCACAUGUUUAAGCUGUUAUUUAGCCAUAAAAUAAGUCAAGUUAAAGAAACCAGAAUUUUAAGAAACAUCAUACAUUUGGAUAUUUUAUGAAAAUAGAUGAAUUAAUAAUAUAAACCAAGAUUUAAAGAGUAAUUUCAAACUAAAUUUUAGUGGGAGUAAAUGGAAUAGCUUAAAUUAACCAUUGUUUAUUAAUAUAGAUUAACACUGACAAUUAAUGGAACAGCCAAAACAAAUCAUUGUUUAUAAACAUGGAUUAAUCUAGAAACUGACAGUGCACUGAUAAUUGGAUUAUAAUUCUAAUGCAGUUUAUAUUUGUUACUUAACUAUUAACUGUCAAACCAUGGCUAAAGAGAAACAUGAACAUUCUCUGCGCAGUUGCAUUAAACCAACUUUUAGCUCACCAUCGAAAAAAGGAAAAGAGAAAAAGAACACUAGAAGACAGAAUAUAAAAACACUGAAAAAGAACCCUGAAAUUCUUCACGAAAAUUAUGAAUACCAUGAUCUCAACAACACUGGUGUGAUCACCAUAGAUGUGGAUUACAAAAGGUUGUGUUUUUACACAGAACGUCCGUACUUGUGGAUAGAUGCUUUAACUGCAUUUUACAGAAACAAAGGUAUGAAAGCCUCAACCGCACGCCAAACAAAUGGCACAACUGUAACUGUUGCAGAUCAUGUCACAAUAGAAGUAAAUGAUUCGGGAGUCAUAGGUGUAACAGGUGACGCACUAGAGGACUGGCGGGAAAAUGAUUUCCAGUUAAUCAAAGGAACUAUCGCCCCUUUGAUCCCAAUGCCAGUGUCAACACCCUCAAGGAUUGACCCACCAUCAUCAUCAUCUACACCCCUUACAACCCGUUCAAUGGAUUAUCAAUCCCAAGAUAUUAUACCCCCUACUCAAUCCCAAAGUAUUCCAUCAGAGAACAUUACUGUCAUCACGGACACACAGGAACCAUCUAUCGGGCCUAAUACCAGUGCUAUAGAUAUGGAGGACAGUCAAAUGCUCUUUAGCAACAUGUCAUCCACACUCUCAGGAUCUGAUCCAGACAUGUCUCAAUCACUGCUCCGGCCAAAUCAUAAUAAAACAACUGAUGAAACUGUAGAGACUAUCACCCUAAAGGACACACAGCCUUCUAGCAAUGAUCUGAAUACAACCCCCUCCCAGCCAACAACAGGUGAUUUACACAUGACAGAAACACAGACAGACACACCCGAGCCACCAUCCCCACCCCCAGUUUUGUGUCACUGUGCAAAGGCUCCUACUAUAUCAUAUGAAGGAGAAAACAAAAAACUCAGAAGUAAAAUCAUCCAACAAGCUGCCAAAAUAGAUGAUCUCCUACAGCGUGUAGAAGUAAAUGAACUUCAGAGGAAGGAUGAAGCAGAAAAACAACAGUUACUCUUUGACAGUAGAGUCAGAGACCUUGGCAAUGAACUCUCAACAGUUAGAAAUGAGCUUAGGAUCAAAGAAAAGGAAUUUUCUGGAUUACAGGCUGAUCUCAAAACAACCUUUAACAAAAACCUUGUGUUAAUGGCAAAGCUGGAGAAACAUGAAAAACAAAGACACAAUGCAUCCCUACCACAAAGCUUAAAUGAGAACUCUACUAAAACCACAGCCAAACAACAGUCAGCAACAAAACAACAAAAAGCAAUACCAACACCCAAGAGACCUAUAACACCUCCUUCAACUACAUCACCUGCUACAAAGGUGCAAGGGAAGGCAUCAUCGCCACCCCCACCCCCUCCCCCUCCCACAGUGCAUAUUAUGUACAGCUCAAAUGGGAAAAAACUUGCUGGUAUAAUGAAAGGCAAGGAAAGCAGAAUCAAGGUGACAUCUUCAGUGUACAGUGGAGCCCGAGUAGAAGAUGCCACCCAUGUGAUACAAAAUGGAGACAUACCAACUUCUACAGAUUAUAAAAUCCUAGGAUUUGGAACAAACAACGUUCAAACUGAUACCCCACAAGAGAUUAUCUAUGGACUUAAAAAUCUCAUACAGACUGCACGAAACCGCCACAAAACAUCAAAACUCAUCCUUGCUGGACUACACCAUAGAGGUGAUUCUAAUUCUGAUGAACAGAUUUACAAGAUGAACCGUAACAUUGAUCAGAUUAACUGUGCAAUGGAAGCGUUUUGCCAUCAACAACAUGUCGGUUUCAUUGACAUCAACAAGAUCAAUAGAUCAACUGCCAACCACCCAAACUUUAGUGUUCUCUUUGGAGAUAGAUUGCAUUUCAACUUCCGGGGUAGAGACAGCAUGGUGAAUGCAAUGAUUUCAACCAUGAAGAAUGGACUUUCAACAGGCUUGAGGACUUAUUCCUCAGUCCUAGCUGAAAGGGUAAACCCUUACAAUUCUCGAUACAUCCCCAAGUUUUAAACAGUGAUCAGUGUGAUUGCAUCCAUGAUACUA